This is a messenger RNA of Scleropages formosus (Asian bonytongue), 2318 nucleotides long. RefSeq names its product protein-L-isoaspartate (D-aspartate) O-methyltransferase domain containing 2b (gene pcmtd2b). Gene Ontology annotation, cellular component: cytoplasm. The transcript has 6 exons. The record is from RefSeq and is a predicted model, not a curated record. Gene Ontology annotation, biological process: protein modification process. Bases 449 to 1600 code for a protein of 383 amino acids. Lineage: Eukaryota; Metazoa; Chordata; Actinopteri; Osteoglossiformes; Osteoglossidae. Gene Ontology annotation, molecular function: protein-L-isoaspartate (D-aspartate) O-methyltransferase activity.
UGCUCGCGAGGACGCCGCCGAGCGCCCCCUGGAGCGGGCGGCUCGCGAGCGUCUGCGUGUGACGUCAGCGCGUCAGCUGCUCAGUGUUGACGCGCGGCGGUGCGCUGCGCUGGGAAUGAAGGAGCGGACGGUGAAACGCGGUAUAAUCGCAGCGGCAGCGCGUGAGCACGGGAACCCGCAGGUGAAAUUCGCGCUGUGACGCCGGGGUUAACGGGCGACACGUCGCCCGCGCCGCUUUGCCUUCUCCCUGCCUGUUGCAUGAACCGCGCUAGUAACGGACGGAGAUCGUCUUCAAAAUUUGUUUCUCCCGUCGACGACGGCGCCGUCGUCUCUCUCUCUCCGUCCAGUCCAGGUUGCUGUUCUGCUGCUGGCGGCGGUCGGGUCCGGGAGGGACCGGGCAGGUUUCUGCACUUGCAGAAAGUAAUCCAGCAGUUGUACUUCAGCCAAGAUGGGAGGAGCUGUGAGCGCCGGGGAGGACAACGACGGGCUGAUUGACAACCUGAAGGAGGCGCACUACAUUCGCUCCGACCUUGUAGAGAAGGCCUUUAGAGCCAUCGACCGCGCCGACUAUUACCUGGACGAGUUCCGUGACAAUGCCUACAAGGACCUGGCCUGGAGGCACGGCAACAUCCACCUGUCUGCCCCGUGCAUCUACUCCGAGGUGAUGGAGGCCCUGGAUCUGCAGCCGGGACUGUCUUUCCUCAAUCUGGGCAGUGGCACAGGCUAUCUCAGCACCAUGGUGGGCCUCAUUCUCGGUCCAUUUGGCGUCAAUCACGGGGUGGAGCUGCAUGCGGAUGUCAUCGAGUACGCCUACCAGAAGCUGGAUUUCUUCAUCAAAACCAGCGACAGCUUUGACAAGUUCGAGUUCUGCGAGCCGUCCUUUGUGGUCGGGAACUGCCUGGAGAUGGGCCCUGACUGCAGGCAGUACGACAGGGUUUACUGCGGAGCUGGGGUGCAGAGGGAGCACGAGAGCUACAUGAGGAACCUGCUGAAGGUGGGGGGUAUCCUGGUCCUGCCCUUGGAAGAGAAGCUAACAAAGAUCACCCGCACGGGGCACAACACCUGGGAAACAAAGAAGAUCAUUGCCGUGUCCUUUGCUCCGCUGGUGCUGCCAAAAAGUGGCGAUAAUUGCAAGUCCAAAAGAGUUCCUUUACCGAUGUUCGAAGUGCGGACGCUGCAGGACUUGGCGCGCAUCUGCAUACGUCACACGCUGAAGAAGACGUUGAGCCCGGAGCCGGAGCGCAGGGUGGGAGGGGGCCGGCGGGCGCAAGUCGGGGCAUCCAGGAACGGGCCGCGCUUCAAACGCAGGCGUCUGCACCGGCGGCGCGUCGAUUCCGUGCUCCUGGCCAGCAAGCACGCCUUCGUGAGCCGCAUGGUCUCGGGCCCCAUCGAUGACAACAACAACUGCGAUGAGGUCGAGGAGGACCAGGCGGACCAGGCCGUGGCCAAUGACCCCGGCCACGAUGAGGUCGAGGAAGAAGAAAAGGGAAGCAGGGAUUUUGGGUCACAGCCUGCCGCUAACCAGCUGCGGGAAAAGAUUCUCAGCCUGCCUCUGCCCGAACCCCUUAAAAUGUACUUGCUCUACUACAGGGAGAAGUAGAGCGAUCUUCUGAAGCAGGCUGAAGUGGAAUGGAAAGUGAACGGUGGUACCGAGAGCAUUUCACUGCUGCAGGUACAGCUAAAUGGCUCCUUCACGCUUGUUCUCUCCUUUCCUGUUCUAUCAAGGCACAAAUGCGUUUUUAAUUUAUUGGGUGGAUUGGAUUUUUUUUCUCCCCUCUCCUCUUAAGUGGACUGGCACACACCCCGUCUUGGAAAAUUUUCUUGAUUUUUGCAUCAUUCUUGGAGAUGCUGGAAGCAGAAUGUCUUCCUGUUCCCAGUCUGUUGCACCUGGUUUGUGCUGAGUUUGGAGUCACCUGGUGCCAUCUGGGCUGCAGGAACCCCUCCCAAACUCAAAAAUGCCCCCAGCUCUUAGGAGUCAGUGUUACCAGGAUACACACUGUGUUUUAUCCAUCUAACACUCAACUUUACUCAACAUUGUCUAACUAUCGCUGCAAUGGAAAAAGGACAAGAAACUAUAUGGCUGCUCCAUCUUCAUGUGAUCAUAAAGAGAAGACCAAAAAGAAAGCGCUGUUUUAAAAAAAAAAAAAAAAAAAAAAAACUCUUUGUAGCAAACGGACCAGCUGUGUUCUCAGUGUUUGUGCUGUGGGGUGGUUCCUGCUGUUUUUUUUUUUCUUUCCUUUUUUCCUUCUGAAAACAUAUGACUAGACAUUUCUUGUGAUUCUGAAUAUGUGGGAGUGUUGAAUCCAGCAGGAGAAGAG